Electrophorus electricus (electric eel) is the source of this 3165-nucleotide messenger RNA. RefSeq names its product PHD finger protein 11 (gene phf11). NCBI's taxonomy places the organism in Eukaryota, Metazoa, Chordata, Actinopteri, Gymnotiformes, Gymnotidae. Gene Ontology annotation, cellular component: nucleus. The record is from RefSeq and is a predicted model, not a curated record.
UGUGUAAGCGUCUGCCCCCGGGCCAUGCAAAGUUUCUGUAGCUAGUGUGUAGGCAGCAUAAUAAUUAUAAUAAUAAUAAUAAUUAUUAUAAUAUUAACCUGCUACAGACGCAUAGGUAGGUAGGUAAGUAGGUAGGUAGAUAGGCAGCUCUAGUCUUGCGAAGCCGUUUCCGAUUAAAUGAAAAGUGAAAGUGAAUUACGCCAUCGCUGUCUGACCAGCUGGCUGGAUGUACUUGGCAAACCGAAAGUGAACUAAAGAGAGUAGAGUUUUUCCGUUUCCAAACGGAAUCGCAAACUGUAGUUGAACGUCCGGUGUUUUAUUAAAGUAUGGAACGAAGCGAAGGCAAUCCUACCGACGUUACUUGUCUUCUGUGUAAGACGCCUGAGGAGACCAAAAUGACGGGCCCUCUGUCAUCUAAACAAGGCGUUUCGGCGCAUCAGAACUGUUUGCUUUAUGCGUCUGGAAUCUGCUGCAAAUACUCUCCAACUUAUGAUGACCUGUUUGGCUUUGAUGUAGAUGAUGUAACAACGGAGUAUAGGAGAGGCUUGAAGCUAACAUGCCACUAUUGUAAGAAGAAGGGAGCGACAGCAGGCUGUGAGAUUUCAUCAUGUCGGCGUUCCUUCCAUUACCCUUGUGCCAGAGAAUCCAACGCAACACCUAGGAAGAAUAAAGAAAAAGGUUCCUACAAGUUAUACUGUGAAAAACACAGGCCUGCUGGUCGGCCAGGUCCUAUUGCAGAAAAAAAUGGACAACACCACAACCUUUCUGGGAGAACAUCAUCCGGAAGUGACUCUGCUUCAUCGACAGGGACACAAUGCAAGAAAAGGAAGAGAGAAUAUGUGAUUUGCUCUGACUCAGACGAGGCACAGACCAUCGACCCCAUACUUGCACCGUUAGAGUCAGACGUGGAGGAUAAUACACCUCCAAAGCAACACAAGCACUCGAGAUCUGUCCCUGAAGAAGAAGGGGACAGGGGAGAGUCUACACCAACUACCUCAGGGGGCUAUGAUGUGCAUAAAAGGAAAAGAGGUGGAGAUGGUGAUGAAACAGACAUAGAGACAGGUGCCGAGUCCCCAAGUAUGUUACAAUUAGAGCUUCUUCAUGAAAAUAUGCCAGUUACUGUUAUUAUGGACUCAGGACCAUCCAUUGACUCGGAAAACAGUUUCUGUUGUAAUACUUCACCUGGCCCUGCUGUUGACGAUGCUGUUACCCUCCACACCAACACCAAAACCACCACCACCAUCACCACCACCACCCUACCUGAGGCCAGGCGCCUGCCUUUCUACUCCCCUUCACCCGGUGGAGCUGGUACUGCUGACCCGUCAGGGUCACCCAACCACUCCACUGAUAGCCCCCUAAACCUUCGAGCCCCACCACCACCUGCUGAGGGGUCAGGGGUGGUGGGUGCACCAGACUCCACUGCGGCACUCUUCUGGAGGAGCUGUAAUGAGAUGGGAUGCACAGAGACCAUAUUUGGGGAGCUCACAGAACAGCUCAUCAGCCUGGCGGAAAGGGUGCAGACUCAGCACGCCACACAACAAGACUAUAACACUGCUCUCAAGAUACUGGAAGCAUCAGGGAAACUCCCUGAAAUUUUCAGACAACAGGAACAAGACUUGGAGGACCGAGUGCGGGAGCUACAGAAGAAGAAGCAGGUGCUGAGAGAAGCCAGAGCAGUGCUACUAGCUAACCAUCUGGGCUGAUGCCAUAAGAUUGAAGCGUAAAAAAAACGUCCCUACCAAUUUAAUUAUUUUUUUCAUAGUUAUUCAACAAAGUCCCUUUAACUGGUGGCUAAUGCACAGCACUUUCCAGAUUAUAAAAUAGAAUCUAUAUAUCAUAGCAUCUUUAUAUAUAUAUAUAUAUAUAUAUAUCUUAUUUGGGGUAUUUUUUAUCCUUUCAAUAUUAUGCAUACAUGUUUAUGUGUAGUGUUUUGGGGAUUUUUUCGUAUGUUUUUUAAUGCAUAUUCUUAGUACAAGGGCGUGUAUACCAUCACACAGUUACGUGAAUAGUUAUGUCUUUCAUGAUGUAAUGGUGGAUGAGCAAAUGCAGGCUGCAACAGGAUAACAGGAUAACAAACAGGGCUUAAAACACAAAGGCAUGGAUCAGUGACAAGUAAUAAAACAGGAAAAACACAGGGUUUAAAUACACAUGAUAACAAGGGGAAAUAAGAAACACCUCAGACCAAAAAGGGGCGGAGAUAAACAAAUCACAACAAGGAAGCAGAGACAGAAAGUUAAACCAAAACUGAAAGCACAGAGAGAUGGCAGGGCAUCACCAUGGGAACAUGAUACCAAAGUAGGGACAACUGUAACACACGAAACAAAUGAGCCUUUUAUUUUAAACUUUUUUUAAACACAAAAAUUGUGGUAAUUUAUACAAUACAAUGAUCUAUCUUUUAAAUAUGUCAGUUUGAUGAUUUGUUUUUCUUACAUCCAAAACCAUUUACACAUUUUAAACAGUCACUGAUUCUUGUCUCUGGUCUCUGCAGACACAUCCGCAUUAGCAGAGCUCGAUUAGCUGCUCUCCUGUUCAGAUCAAGUAGAGUGCAGGUUAUGUAGACUUUACAAGCUAAAAACCAAGCUGCAGUGACGACAGAGUUCGGCUUUUAGUUUAUACGUAUAUCGUAAAUACACAAGAUAGAACAACUGUAGACAAUAACAGACUUUACAUAAAGUGAACCAGUGCAGUCGCUAUCACAACAAUAAUAUCCGCAUAUAUGAUAUGCUAAUUUUGCACAGGUUAAGACCACACUCAUGCAAACAGAAAGCUGACAUUUGUUCUCCAUGCUGAGAGCAUCAGACUUAACCACCUCAACAAUUUCACACUGGAAGUUCACUUUGUUUAAAGGGAUAUGAACCUGUAAGACAUCAAAGCUGGUACAAGGCUGGGCACAGACUGACGUAUGAAAUGCUGGACAUUUUGUGCUUUGUGAUGGUAUAAGUGAAGGAAACAUGAGAAGCAGCACGUGUCUGGUCAUGACUAGACUGGUCCCUCCAUGUGUAUCAUUGAUGCUCUUGGAAUCACUGCAUUCUGAAAGAUAAGAAUAUUGUUGAAAUAAACUUAAUACUGGAAGAGAAAUAUUGGAGGUCAUGAACCCAAAUCACUGGAUUAUACUGCAUGAAUUGACUGAACUACAAAUAAAUUAAUGAGUUAUACUCUUUCAAA